UCCCCAAUCUUCAAUCCGCCAUUACUUAGACAUGGUGACGAGAUGAAGGAGCGUCAACGGUGGCAGCCCGAAGAAGACGCCCUCCUCCGUGCCUACGUUCAUCAGUACGGCCCUCGAGAAUGGAAUCUCAUCUCUCAACGCAUGUCCAAACCCUUAGAUCGUGACCCUAAAUCUUGUCUCGAACGUUGGAAGAAUUAUCUCAAACCCGGAAUCAAAAAGGGUUCCCUCACUCCGCAAGAACAGUCGCUCGUCAUCUCGCUUCAGGCCAAGUACGGCAACAAGUGGAAGAAGAUCGCAUCGGAGGUCCCUGGCCGCACCGCCAAACGUCUCGGAAAGUGGUGGGAGGUUUUCAAGGAGAAACAGAUCAAGCAGCAGAUUCAGAAUCAUAAGAAAUCCGGAUCGUUUACUUCGAAUCCUCCGCCGCCGCCCCCGUCUGUGGCGGUUGCCUCCGGUUGCUGUGGCUCGCCGGAACGAGCUGUUCAGGGGACUUACGACCAUAUUCUGGAGACAUUCGCUGAGAAAUACGUCCAACCCUACCUAAAACCGGCGGUGGUAAUGCCGAAUCUGAACUCACCGAUUCUUUCUCUCGGGUCGGGUUCUACUCCUCAACCCGAACCGAAUGUUUCAGCACCUAAUAUGCUUCCACCAUGGAUGAACAACAACAAUACGACGUCGUGUUUAACGUCGUCUUCUUCUUCAAAGUCAACAACUCCAUCACCUUCCGUCAGCCUGACCCUUUCCCCAUCAGAACCGGUGGUUCUCGACCCGGUUCACUCCGACCACCCUCACCCAUCCCGGUUCUUCCCGGUUCAGCAGGUGGGUACGCUGGUUCAGUACUGUAAAGAGGUGGAAGAAGCUAAACAGAACUGGGUUCAACACAAGAAAGAAGCGACAUGGCGGCUGAGCCGGCUGGAACAACAGCUGGAAGCCGAGAAAAGCCGGAAGAGAAGGGAGAAGAUGGAGGAGAUAGAGGCAAAGAUACGGUGUUUGAGGGAGGAGGAGACGGCGGCGUUAGGGCGGAUGGAGAACGAAUACAGAGAACAAUUGAGUGCUCUACAGAGAGAUGCAGAUGGGAAAGAAGUGAAGUUAAUGGAAUCAUGGAGUAAUAAGCAGAUGAAGUUGAGUAAGCUUGUUGAACAGAUUAAUGGCGGCUUAAUCCAACAUCAACACAUGAUUAGUGGAACUAACCAUCAUCCUGGAUUAAGUUAAGAAAAUAAGCUUCAAUUCCAUUUGUUGAGUGUUCAUCAAUGGAGUUUAAUUUUCUAGUGGUUUUUCUCACCAAAUAUGUAAUGAGUGGAUAAUUGUUAUGAUUAUUAUUAGCAAGUAAUCUUUUAUUUUGUCGUUCA
This is a messenger RNA of Cynara cardunculus var. scolymus (artichoke), 1346 nucleotides long. Its product is annotated as protein rough sheath 2 homolog. The transcript has a single exon. The coding region runs from base 43 to 1209 and encodes 388 amino acids. Lineage: Eukaryota; Viridiplantae; Streptophyta; Magnoliopsida; Asterales; Asteraceae. The record is from RefSeq and is a predicted model, not a curated record.